Messenger RNA from Apodemus sylvaticus (European woodmouse), 1758 nucleotides. RefSeq names its product methylsterol monooxygenase 1 (gene Msmo1). The record is from RefSeq and is a predicted model, not a curated record. The coding region runs from base 131 to 1012 and encodes 293 amino acids. The transcript has 6 exons. Gene Ontology annotation, molecular function: C-4 methylsterol oxidase activity; iron ion binding. Lineage: Eukaryota; Metazoa; Chordata; Mammalia; Rodentia; Muridae. Gene Ontology annotation, biological process: sterol biosynthetic process.
ACGGCCUCCGGGCCCCGCCUCUGAGCCGGCAGAGGUAGUGAGAAGGCCGCUGCACCUGCCCGGUCUUGCGCGGAGACCUCUGUCAAUCGCGGGACGCCAGGAAUAAAAGGCCCCUCGCAGAGGACUGAAAAUGGCUACAAACAAAAGUGUUGGCAUCUUCAGCUCCGCAUCCCUGGCUGUGGAGUACGUGGAUUCCCUGCUGCCUGAGAAUCCUCUGCAGGAGCCCUUUAAGAAUGCUUGGGUCUACAUGUUGGAUAACUAUACAAAGUUCCAGAUCGCAACCUGGGGCUCCCUGAUAGUUCAUGAAGUUAUCUAUUUCUUGUUCUCUUUACCUGGGUUUCUAUUCCAGUUUAUACCUUACAUGAGAAAGUACAAGAUUCAAAAGGAUAAACCAGAAACCUUCGAAGGCCAAUGGAAGUGUUUGAAAAAAAUUCUAUUUAAUCAUUUUUUUAUCCAAUUGCCUCUGAUUUGUGGAACAUACUAUUUUACAGAGUAUUUCAGUAUUCCAUAUGAUUGGGAAAGAAUGCCAAGAUGGUAUUUAACUCUGGCAAGGUGUCUGGGCUGCGCAGUCAUUGAGGAUACCUGGCACUACUUCCUGCACAGACUCCUUCACCACAAGAGGAUUUAUAAAUACAUUCAUAAAAUCCACCAUGAGUUUCAGGCCCCAUUUGGAAUCGAAGCAGAGUACGCACAUCCUUUGGAAACCCUGAUUCUUGGGACUGGAUUUUUCAUUGGAAUUGUGCUUUUGUGUGAUCACGUAAUUCUUCUGUGGGCAUGGGUGACCUUGCGUUUGCUAGAGACCAUCGACGUGCACAGCGGCUACUAUAUUCCGAUCAACCCCCUGAACUUCAUCCCUUUUUAUACGGGUGCUCGACACCACGAUUUCCACCACAUGAACUUCAUUGGGAAUUACGCCUCCACCUUCACGUGGUGGGAUAGGCUCUUUGGGACAGAUGCCCAGUAUCACGCCUACAUUGAAAAAACGAAGAAGCUCGGGAAGAAGUCAGAGUGAAUACCCCCACUCUCCACCUUCCUCUACUGCAGCUGGCAACUAACAUUGCUUCUGGGGAGCGGAAAUGAGCGCCGGACUUGGCUGCUGAGUGAUAAGGACCUUAACGACCUUCAAGUACUCUUCCAGAUGAGAACUUUCUACUCUACAUCCAAGAUCUGUAUAUGUGGGAACAAAUAAGUAUAUAUAUUUAAGUAGUUUUCGUGAGGAGGUUUUAAAGGCCGUAUUGCUAGCCUCACCGAAAGGUUUCAGGAACUGGAAGAAGUAUUAGUGUACAACUCGCCACUUCAUGCCACCCAAGGCUGAAGUUGACAUUGCCUUUUAAGCCUUUUACAUGCACUGAUCAGUUCAGAAAUUCUCAACAAUAAUGUUUGCCUUCUAGUUUAAGACAUGGUGUUUUUCAGAAUUUACCAGAAGUGAAAAUAUCACAAAGUGAAUAUAUCAUCUGGUGAGCGAGUGACCGAAACCCCAUUCUGGUCUGGGGUUGGGACUAUUCUUUCUGUGAAGGAUUGUUUGAUUGUAGUAACUUUAUUGGCAUCUUGUAAAUUAGCUCAUUUCCUACGUGAUGUACAUAGAAUAUUAUAGCCUAAAGAUUUUCAAGUUCUUGUUUGUAAUUGAGGAGCCCCAUGUCUGCUGUCCACCCUGCGUCUUUGUGUAUCAGGUGGUCACUGAAGUAGUAUCUUGAGCUUUGUGGAUUCACUUCUCUAUCUGCACCUGGAGCUGGUGAAAUAAAUGUGAUUUUUGUCCAA